GACCGUGACAACUACCACCGCUCCGACUUCACCUCCACCGGCUGGACCGGCAUCUACGACCCCACCACCCCGACCAAGGGUCCCCUCGCCGACACCUCCUCCCUCGGCGCCCCCCGCAUCACCCCGCGCAUCCUCCACGACCACCUCAACCACUUCGUCGUCGGCCAGGACCGCGCCAAACGCGUCCUCGCCACCGCCGUCUACAACCACUACCAGCGCGUCUCCGAGCUGCAACGCCGCGAGGAGGAGGAGGAGGAGCUGGCGGCGCAGGAGGAGCGGCGGCGCAUGAGUGAGAUCCGCCGGCAUCCGGUCGAAGACGAGUUUCCGGGCCAGCAGGCCACCAUUAAUAUGCCGCCGCCAUCAUCAUCAUCAUCAUCAUCAUCGUUGGAGCAGCAAGGACCCGGUCCACCGCCGCUGGUGGAUAAUACGCCGUUGACGAUUGAGAAGAGUAAUAUCCUACUGUUGGGUCCGUCGGGUGUGGGUAAGACGUUGAUGGCGAAGACGUUGGCGAGAGUGUUGGAAGUACCGUUCAGCAUGUCGGAUUGCACGCCAUUCACGCAAGCGGGCUAUAUUGGUGAGGAUGCGGAGGUAUGCGUGCAAAGACUGCUCGCUGCGGCCAAUUACGAUGUUGCGAAGGCGGAGCGAGGCAUCAUCUGCUUGGACGAGAUCGACAAGAUCGCCACGGCGAAGGUCUCGCAUGGUAAGGAUGUGAGCGGCGAAGGUGUCCAACAAGCCCUGCUCAAGAUCAUCGAAGGCACAACGCUGCAGAUUCAGGCUAAGCAAGAGCGCGGCGCAAGCGGUGCGGCAACGCCUCGACAUGGGAGUAGCGGUACGAGCAGCAACGCCAUCGGCACCAUGGGCGGCGGCGGAGCGCAGAAAGGCGAAGUCUACAACGUCCGCACCGACAACAUCCUCUUCAUCUGCGCCGGCGCCUUCAACGGCCUGCACAAGAUGAUCCUCGACCGCAUCAGCAAGGGCAGCAUAGGCUUCGGCGCAACAGUCCGAGCGCCACCUGCCUCCUCCAGCAGCAGUAGCGGCAACCACCACGAAACCAUCCUUGAAGGUGAAGACUCGCUCUUCGAAAAACACCUCCCCUACUACUCUUCCACCCUCCACCAACAGCAGCCGAACAGCAGCAAGCAGAAACGCACCUUCAACACCCUCGACCUCGUCGAACCGCAAGACCUGCAACGCUUCGGCCUCCUCCCCGAACUCACCGGCCGCCUCCCCAUCACCUGCGCCCUCUCCUCCCUCUCCAUCGAAGCCCUCCACUCCGUCCUCACCGAACCCCGCCACAGCCUCUACGCCCAGUACCGCGCCUCCUUCGCCCUGUCCUCCAUCGACCUCCGCAUCACUUCCCCCGCGCUCCGAAGCAUCGCCACCACCGCAUCGAAAAUGGGCACCGGCGCGCGAGGGUUACGGACGGUAAUGGAGCGCGUGUUGGGGGAGGCGAUGUUUGAGUGUCCUGGUAGUGGGGUCCGGUAUGUUCUUGUCACCGAGGCGGUGGCGGAGAGGAAGUGCGGGGCGUUGUAUUUCGGGCGCGGGGAGCAGGGACGGUUCCAGGGCGUGGCGAUGGAGGAGGAGGAGCGGUGGGAGGAGCGGUUGAGGGUCGAGAGGGGGGAGGGGGAGGGGGAGUGGGAGCGCAGGGCGAGGGUGAAUUCGGAGGGUGGGGCAGCGAGGACGUUUGAGGAGUAUCGGGUCAAGGCUGCUGCGGGGGGGAUAUGA
Baudoinia panamericana UAMH 10762 is the source of this 1725-nucleotide messenger RNA. RefSeq lists its product as uncharacterized. Lineage: Eukaryota; Fungi; Ascomycota; Dothideomycetes; Mycosphaerellales; Teratosphaeriaceae. The transcript has 4 exons. Gene Ontology annotation, biological process: proteolysis; protein catabolic process. The record is from RefSeq and is a predicted model, not a curated record. The annotation marks the transcript as partial. Gene Ontology annotation, molecular function: ATP binding; ATP hydrolysis activity. Gene Ontology annotation, cellular component: mitochondrial matrix.